Messenger RNA from Carya illinoinensis, 1680 nucleotides. RefSeq names its product protein FAR-RED IMPAIRED RESPONSE 1-like. The transcript has 5 exons. The record is from RefSeq and is a predicted model, not a curated record. Gene Ontology annotation, biological process: regulation of DNA-templated transcription. Bases 1 to 1680 code for a protein of 559 amino acids. NCBI's taxonomy places the organism in Eukaryota, Viridiplantae, Streptophyta, Magnoliopsida, Fagales, Juglandaceae.
AUGGACAAAGAGGAUGAUAAAAGGCCACCUAGGCCUUCUACACCAAUUCCACCAACUCAGGGAUAUUAUGGUCCAGGAAAUGCCUACUACCCGCCAUUUAUGAUGCAUCCAAAUACAUAUCCAAAUUCAUAUACAUACGCAUGGGGUAGCCAGCCUCCUGCAAUGCCACCCUUUUCGACAACCUUCAUCUACCCUCCAUCAACUAAUACGGAGGAGUCCAGUCAUGUUCAAGAAAAUAAACAGCUCCCACCGUCACACCCUUCAUCAAGUGUCGGAGAGGAGUUGAGAAGCUUAGAAAAUUCUACAACUAAUCCAUCGACUAAUGCAACAUUUAUAUCUGAAAGUGAAACAGAUGUUGGAGAUACAUCUAUUUUAAAUGAACAGAAUGAAGAAGCCGAUGAGAUAAAUGAAGAAGAUUCUGAUAAUGACCAAGUUGAGGAGGAUCCGAAACCUGGUAUGGUUUUUGCCACUGAACAUGAGCUUAUGGCUUAUUAUAAGCGAUAUGCGAAGCAAAAAGGUUUUGGUGUUAUAACACAACGGACGAAGAGAGAGGCAGAUGGGAGGGUGAGGUAUUUGACGAUUGGGUGUGCUCGAGGUGGCAAGUACCAACCUAGCCAUAGUAAUAUCUCGAGGCCACGACCAACUAUUAAAACGGAUUGUAAGGCAAGGAUAAAUGCCAACUUGGUGAAGGGUACUUGGGAGGUGACCACUAUUGAGAAUGCUCAUAAUCACAGCACUGUUAGCCCCCAAAAAUCUAGAUUCUUUAGAUCGCACAAGCAUUUAGACGAAUACAGUCAGAGGAUGCUUGACUUGAACGACAGAGCUGGUAUUAGAAUGAACAAGAAUUUUAAUGCACUUGUUGUUGAUGCCGGGGGGGGGGGGGGGUUCGAGAAUCUUGAUUUCCAAGAAAAAGACUAUCGAAAUUUUAUUGAUAAAGCCAGGAAAUUAAGGUUGGGUAAAGGAGGUGGAGAAGCACUUACUGAGUAUUUCAAGAGGAUGAGGUUGCAGAAUGAUGGUUUUACAUAUAUGACUGAUGUGGAUGAGGAGUUGAGAUUGAGGAAUGUGUUUUGGGUUGACGCACGUAGUCGAGCAGCGUAUGAGUAUUUUGGAGAUGUGAUCACAUUCGAUACGACAUACCUAACCAAUAGAUACGGUAUACCAUUUGCUCCAUUUGUUGGGGUAAAUCACCAUGGGCAGUCUAUACUGUUAGGGGCUGGAUUGCUUUCAAGCGAGGACACAAGUACUUUCGUGUGGUUGUUUCGGGCAUGGUUAGAAUGCAUGAAUGGUCGUGCUCCAAAAGCGAUCAUUACUGACCAAGAUCGAGCAAUGAAGAGUUCCAUUGCUUUGAAGUAUGGACUUGGUGAUAAUGCAUGGUUGCAAGGGUUGUACAACAAGAGGUCGUUCUGGGUACCGGUGUACCUUAAGGGAGUAUUUUGGGCUGGCAUGAGCACAACUCAGAGGUCUGAAAGUAUGAAUGCUUUUUUUGAUGGGUUUGUGCAUUCUGGUACCACGUUAAAAGAAUUUGUCAAUCAAUUUGACAAUGCGCUCAGGAAAAAGGUGGAGCUCGAGACGACAGCUGAUUUCAAUUCCUCCAACCAAACCAUUCCAUGUUCAUCGGCGUUCCGCAUUGAGAAGCAAUUUCAAUCGCUGUAUACGAGUGCAAAAUUUAAAGAAGUCUAA